ACGAAGGGCGUGCACUCGCUUGAGCAUCGCCGAUCCUUCCGCUACUUUGUCGUCGAGAACUCGACGAUCCUCGGCAUGCUGGAGCAGCCGCUGGGCAACGAUCAGGACCCGCUGCCGACCGUCGUCGUCAUCAACCGCUCGCCGCAGGGCCGUCACGCGUGGAUGAUGCAGCUACGUCAGCUGUCGCGCAAGAAGUCGCUGCAGGCCGGCAGCCGCUCCUUCCUCGUGCCGCCGCCGCGGCCGCAGCCAAAGGACGACUGCGGCACGCACUACACCAUCAAGCAGAGUUACUUCCCCGAGUCCGUCGAUAACAUCCCGCAGACGCGCGCAGAAAAGAGCAUCCCGACGCUGUCGUCGCUCGUCACCGAGGCCCGGGCGGAGGAGUACGCGCGCACGGAGUCGUUCGUGCAGCAGCAGGUCAACUUCGAGGCGAUGGUGAGGAACCGAGCACCGAAGGGCGUCACCGCGGCAACGGACUGCCAGCCGCCGGGCGUCUGCCACGAGUUCCAGACGGCGCGUCUCGCUCUCUCCCACCUCGGCUUCCUCUCGCUGGAGGCGCUCAAGAGUUCGGACAACAGUCCCGUGCCGUCGCUCAUCGCGCUGGACUCUGGCGCCGACGCGCUGCACGCGGACGUGGAUGCACUCGACACACUGCGCAGCCGCACCAGUGACACCCUGUUCGUCUUCUACGUACGCAGCGGACAGAAAAACGUCGACGAGAUACUCGCUAACGCGACGGCUGGAGGCAAGGUCGACCCUCACUUCUACGAGGUACUGCACUCGAUGGGCUGGCCAGUGAACGUGCACCAGCAUCCUGGAUGGAACGGUCUACUGGAGGAACGAUGGCUGCAGCAGGCCGAGUCAGUGAGCGCCGUGCGGGGCGGCCACCACCAUCAUCAUCAUCAUCAGCAGCAGCAGCAGCAGCAGCAGCAGCAGCAGGAGGAGGGGCCGUACGACGCCGUGCGACAGAUCCUCUACUGGGCCGACCAUGCGACCGAGCUCGCCAUCAUCGCUCCGUCGCCGCGCUUCCUACACUGCCUCAAGCACGCCGACGCCCGUCCCCGCGACACAGAGUUCCCAUACGUUCCCUUGUCCAACUCGACCAGGACGCCAGCAGAUGGCACUGCCGUCUCUGCCAGGUCUGCGCUACGCCUGGAGCUGGACCUGGAGAAGCAAAAGACUGAUAAAGACAGGGUAGAGAGGAUGAGUGACAGCCCGACUGCCUCGCCCGAUCUCAACGCCUCCAACUCGAUGCGCAAGAAGAAGCACUGGAGCCGGCAGCUGAGUGUCGUCGGUCACGAGAUGAAGGUGAUGCUCGUGUGGCUGGAAAGCUUCGAGGACAACGAGACCUUCCCUGCAAGUGAACUGAUGGCUGAGCUUAGCAGCCCGGAGGCGGCGCGUCCGUGCGACAAGGACACGUUCCUCAUCUUCGUGCACGCACUGCAAAGCGGACUCUUCCGCGUCCACCUGCGUGGCGGCACUAGCAGCUCCGGCAGGAUCUCCAUGGCAACGCCACUAGUUGACGGCAUGCUCGUAAGCAGGCGAACUCUGGGCAUGCUCGUUCGGCAGACGACAGUGAACAUGCACCGCCGGCGUCGCCUCGACAGUGACAUGUAUCAGCCGCCUCACGUGAAGCGGAGACUGAAGAUACAGGAAAUCGCCUUGCGCUACCGCAGCAAGCUGGCCGGGCCGGAGUUCUACGCAGCGUUGUUUGACAACGUCACCCACAUGCAGGAGAGCAUAGUGUGAAGAAUGAAGGAAGGAAACAUGGCGCUUACUCUAGCAUGCUGAUGGGACCCGAAUUCUAGGUUAUAGUAUUCGGCAUUACCACCCAUGUGCAGGGAGAGCAUAGUGUGAAGAAUGCAGAAAACAUGGCGCUUACUCCAGCACGCUGGUGCAACCCGAAUACUAGGUUAUACUAUUCGGCAUUAUCACCCAUGUGUAGAGUGAGAAUAGAGUGAGGGAGGGAUGCACAAGAUAUGGCGCUACUCUAGCAAAUUAGCAUCACACGAAUUCGAUACAGUCACGAUUUUGUUUCUGUUUGCAUUAUACACGUGCUAAUAAUAACAUGGAGUUCUAACUAUACCCAGUAAUGAAAAUAGAUUCACUUGAAUCUUCGCAUACGUGUAUAUUUUUGUGUGUGUGUGGGGGGGGGGUGACUGUGAUGCCUGUUUGUGGUUUUAUUUGAUGUAGGUGAUCUUUGUUUAUGGCCCUUGAUCAUGUAUUUGCGAUACAAAGAAACUGUUGUUAAACUGUUAUAAAGAAUGUAUAUACAAGUGUAUGUAUAUGUGUGUGCGUGUGUUUUAUUUGCCUUAUUAUUUGCAUUAUUGCGUGUCGCUAUUUUUGGCCAACUGUACAGAAUAUUAAUAACUCAUUGAACGUACAUGAGAAUGUAUAUAUAUAUAUGCAAUAAAUGUAUAUAGUAGCUAUAAUUAUGAAUAAGUGCAUGGUAACGUUAAUUAUAUAAAUUAAGUUAUUCGUAUAUAUGAUGGCGCAUGUCCUCUUUGCGUAAGCGGUGGUGGUACGACAACCUAUUGCCUGGCAACGUAGUGACCUGUGAGUCACAUCACCUCUCCCGCAGGACUCGUUGCCAGGUUGCUCUUAAUUCUUGUUUGAUAUCUUAGAGAUGUAAUGCAAGGUAUAUACAAUAAUCUCCAUGCUCAGUGUAAAAUGACAAUUACCUUCUAGUUUCUCCUUUUGGUUUUCAGGCCACAUUUGCACGAUAAAGCCCAUCAAGAAGAAUAUAUCAGUUACAUUACGAACAAUAUAUAAUUUUAUGAAGACUAAUAUGUUCCUAAUGACGCACAUCUCGAUAUGCAUAUAUUAAUAUCAGAUGUCCAUAGCGGGGAGUGUCAUUAGGAAUAAUGUAUCUGAGUAUGCUGUUUAUAUAAAAAUUUAAUAUAUAAUUGAUAAUUAUAAUGAGCACUGAUGACGUCUUCAUUUUAGGUGGGCGAGCUAUUUUCACAUGUACGUGCUGGAUGUUGAUUAGACGUCUGUAAUAAACCCUGCUUCUUUAUCAA
Molecule: messenger RNA, 3020 nt
Organism: Priapulus caudatus
Lineage: Eukaryota; Metazoa; Priapulida; Priapulimorpha; Priapulimorphida; Priapulidae
Product: ral GTPase-activating protein subunit beta-like
Exons: 11
Coding region: 76-1749 (557 amino acids)
Biological process (GO): regulation of small GTPase mediated signal transduction; activation of GTPase activity
Molecular function (GO): GTPase activator activity
Source: RefSeq, a predicted model, not a curated record